Molecule: messenger RNA, 684 nt
Organism: Lottia gigantea (owl limpet)
Lineage: Eukaryota; Metazoa; Mollusca; Gastropoda; Lottiidae
Exons: 1
Coding region: 1-684 (227 amino acids)
Source: RefSeq, a predicted model, not a curated record
AUGGGACUCAAUAUAUCUAAAACAUCUCAGUGGGCUCUCCAAGCUGGUGGAAUUGCACCUUUAAAGGUUUUAGGUGAAAUACAUACCACUCUUUCCUACGACAAUAAACCGCUUCGCUUGGACGCCUUAGUUGUGGAUGAAUUGGAUGUUGAUGUGUUAGCUGGAACUUCAUUUAUGUCUUGCAACGACAUCUCUGUACGACCUUCAACACGCGAGAUUUCAUUGCAUGGUAUCGUCGUUUAUCAAUAUGGUGAUAUCAAAUCAUGUAAAGACUCAUCAACCAUACGCAGAACCCAAGCAUAUGUUUUACGCACAUCAUCACAGACAGUAGUUUGGCCAGGGGACUUUCUUGAAGUUUGUCUGCGCCCGGAACUACAAAAAGACCAGUAUGUUGCUAUAGAGACAAGAACAGAUACCUCAUCGUCUCCUCAUACAAAGUUGUCUCGAACUUGGCCUCAGUCUAACAUUUUACCAACCGUAGCUGGAAAAGUGCGAAUCCCUAAUCUUUCUACUGAACCCCAUUGUAUUCGUCGAAAUAGUCAUUUUUGUCAAGUACAAUCUGUGACGUCAGUUCCUACCAAUCCAGUUGAAAUAACUUUAGCUACCCAGUCUCAUACCACAAAAGUCAUCACCAAUUCUCAAGCUGUUCGUCUAAACCCCGAUUCAAUUUUAACCCCCUGUUAG